AUGCAAUUCGAAUUAAACAGCUCAACUCCGCCCUACCCCUACUCAGCCAGGCCUAAAAUAUUUUUCACCCCCACCCCCGCACCCAUCGUUUGGCGAAAGCUCUUCCCGCACAACACUUACCCUCUACACCGUCUGGCGCACCUGAUUUUAAACACCUUUCUUUCUUUCUUUUUCUUCUUUCUUUCUUUCUUUCUUAGGCUGUUUCUAUAUCUAUCUAUCUAUCUAUCUAUCUCAGUUUCUUUCUUUUUCUUUCUUUUUCUUUCUUUCUUUCUUAGACUGUUUCUAUGUCUAUCUAUCUCAGUCUCUUUAGUUCUUAGGUUGUUUCCAUCUAUCUAUCUAUCUAUCUAUCUAUCUAUCUAUCUAUCUAUCUAUCAUCUAUCUAUCUAUUCUAUCAUCCUUUUAGAUCUAUCUAUCUAUCUAUCUAUCUAUCUAUCUAUCUAUGUCAGUCCUUUUAGAUCUAUCUAUCUAUCUAUCUAUCUAUCUAUCUAUCUAUCUAUCUAUCUAUCUAUCUAUCUAUCUAUCUAUCUCAGUUGUUUUCUUUCUUUCUCUCUUUUUCUCACUGAAACUAUGUCUGUCUUCUUUCUCUGUUCCCCUGCUUCGACAAUGCCAGGGGCAUUCGAUGUAUGCACAUCACUCUUUUUUCUUGCGAUUCGAGCAUGUUCUCUCAUAGCAGCUGUCUGCCAUUCCCUCGGCACCCUGACAACAUCACGGGUGAAGUCUUCAUAG
Molecule: messenger RNA, 726 nt
Organism: Acanthosepion pharaonis
Lineage: Eukaryota; Metazoa; Mollusca; Cephalopoda; Sepiida; Sepiidae
Source: the annotation of a GenBank genome assembly